This is a messenger RNA of Brassica oleracea var. oleracea, 843 nucleotides long. Its product is annotated as glutathione S-transferase T3-like. The coding region runs from base 1 to 843 and encodes 280 amino acids. NCBI's taxonomy places the organism in Eukaryota, Viridiplantae, Streptophyta, Magnoliopsida, Brassicales, Brassicaceae. The record is from RefSeq and is a predicted model, not a curated record. The transcript has a single exon.
AUGGAUUAUAAUCCAUAUGCAAAUUAUGUUGAUCUUCUUAAUAGUCAACAUGAAAGUGUAACUUCUUUAGACUCUCCGCCAGUUCAUGUGGCUCGCACAGAAGGCACUGAAGAUUCAUGCUUCGGUGACACUCCUGCAGAGCAUAGAGAGCGAAGAACCUGGACGCCUACAUAUGAUAUAGUUCUAAUUAGCUCGUGGUUAAACACUUCUAAAGAUCCCGUUGUAGGGAAUGAGCGAAAGUCAGGUGCAUUCUGGAAGAGAAUUGCGGCCUUCUUUGCGGCUAGUCCUAAGCUUGCAGGCUGUGAAAGAAGAGAGUCAAUGCACUGCAAGCAACGUUGGCACAAGAUCAAUGAUCUUGUGUGCAAGAGAACAAGUGGUCAAAAUGAGAAUGAUAUUCUCAAACAAGGUCACGAAAUCUCCUUCAACAACUAUAAAAAAAAAUUCACACUCGAGCAUGCGUGGAAAGAGCUCCGCAACGACCAGAAAUGGUGUGAUUUAUCUACUGCUAAAACCGCCAGAAGCUCUAAAAAGAGGAAAUGUGAGGACGGUUCACAAUCCUCAACAUCUCACGCAACUGACUACAAGGCUGGUGAAACGGAUGAGGGAACUGCUAGGCCCACUGGUGUUAAGGCAGCGAAGAGCCGUGGUAAGAAGAAAAUGGAGGAGGGAAAGGGGCUGACCGAGCUUGAGCGUAUGUGGUCCAUUAAACAAGAGGAUUUGACUAGGAAAGAAAGACUCUCGAAGUUGGGUCUACUUGACCGCCUACUAGCAAAGACAGAACCAUUGGCUGAGUACGAAGAAGCUCUAAAAAAGAACCUCAUCAACGAGUUGUUCUCCACUUAG